ACAUCACAAUACAAGCAUAGGGAGGGUUCCGACGAAGAGAGGGCAGCAUUUGGAACUGCCUGCACCCACCUAAAGUCAGACAUCUGCAUGGUGUUUGCCGCUCCUCCACCUCCUCCGGCUGGCAUUAAGUUACAGGUCACAGGAGACAAGGAAUUACUGCCGGGGAACACUUUGUGUCUGAAUAUUGUGGUUGAAAAUGAAUCAGAUGAGGCAACGACCAUCACUGUCACGGCUGGAAGUCAAUUGCAAACCUAUACGGGCAAAGUCAUUGCCUCUUUGGCAUCUAUCAACCAAACUGUGGAAGUGGCAGGGAAGCAAGCUGGAUCAGUCCCAUUUAACGUGGCUGCUGACCUGUACAUGAAGUCUGUAACAUUAAUAGAGGAUGAGCUUAUGAUGAGAGUCAAUGUCAUGGUGGAAACAAAAGACAAAUAUGAGAAAAUCAAUGAGUGUCUCAUGAUUCCAUUCACUUAUCCACCACUCAUAGUAGAGAUGCCAGAAACUGCCAAGAUAGAUGAAGAUUUCAUGUGUACUUUUACAUUUAAGAAUACUCUGAGCAUUCCUCUAGAGAAAUGUGAGCUGAAUGUGGAAGGACUGGGCAUCUUCAAACUUGAGAAAUUUGAGCAUGGAGACAUCAGCCCUGGAGGAAUCUUCCGAUGCAAGAUCGUCUGUGCUCCGAAGAAAGCUGGAGAAAAGAAGAUUGUGGCUGAAUUAAUUUCUAAGCAGAUCAAGGGACUUUCUGCUGAAAGGAUGAUCACCAUUACCAAAUAA
Staurois parvus is the source of this 768-nucleotide messenger RNA. Lineage: Eukaryota; Metazoa; Chordata; Amphibia; Anura; Ranidae. The record is from the annotation of a GenBank genome assembly.